AUGGCGUUGACGCUUCGCGUCGCGGCCUGCCCCGGCCAAGAGCAGGCAAAAACGAACCGAGUUUUCCUUCAUCCCCAGGACUUGGCACAGUUGAGGCAAGCUACAUUCGUAACUCUCGGUACGGAAUGGGCGUACCCGACCGCUGCGGACGCUGCGGUCGAGCGCGGUACCGUUGGUCUGAACGCGGUUCAGCGACGUGAGCUGCAGCUUGCCCUCGGCGACGCGGUGCCCGUGCGCACCUACACGUUGACCAAGGACACACAUCACGCCGUUUCCGCGACUUUUGAGAUCGAUACUGUGGUGAAGCGACGUUCACUGGCAGCUCCCGAGUUGUCCACUGACGAGCUCGAAGCACUCGCACGCAAACGCCUGGUGCCGUUCGUCAUCAGCGUAGGACAGUCAGUGGUGCUUGAUUACUACGGCACGCUGUUGCUUCUAGUUGCUGCCCGGCUGGACGGGAUGGCCGCCGCGCCAGACGGCGGGCGACCGACGCCAGUUUCGCCGCUGUUGGCGAUGCUCGGCGCAGAGACCAGCUUCCUUUUCGUGCGAGCUCGCGAUGCGAACGUACGUAUUCGUGGCAGCGAGAAUCGGCCUCGCGAACUCUUUCGUGCAGACUUUAACUUUGAACGCAUGGGCAUUGGCGGUUUGGACAAGGAGUUUUCCGACAUCUUCCGUCGGGCGUUCGCGUCCCGAGUCUUCCCGCCAGCAGUGAUCCAGAAGCUCGGUAUUGGCCACGUGCGUGGCAUGCUGCUGCACGGUCCGCCAGGCACCGGAAAAACGCUGAUCGCUCGACAGAUCGGCAAAAUGUUGAACGGGAAGGAGCCCAAAGUGGUCAACGGGCCCGAGAUCCUCAAUAAAUACGUUGGACAGAGCGAAGAGAACAUUCGCAACCUCUUCAAAGAAGCCGAAGCCGACUACCUCGCCCAUGGUGAUCAGAGCGAACUGCACAUCCUCAUCUUCGAUGAGAUUGACGCAAUCUGCAAACAACGUGGUAGCCAACGUGAUGGGACCGGCGUCCACGAUACCGUCGUGAACCAGCUUUUGAGCAAGAUCGAUGGUGUGAACGCACUGAAUAAUAUUUUGAUCAUAGGGAUGACGAAUCGGAAAGACCUGAUUGAUGAGGCGUUACUGCGCCCAGGUCGACUUGAAGUACAUAUCGAAAUCGGUUUACCGGACGAGCAGGGCCGCCUCCAGAUCCUUCAAAUUCACACUGCGAAAAUGCGGGCAAACAAAAUGCUUCUCGACGACGUAUCACUGGAGGAGCUCGCUGCGAAAACCCGGAACUACUCCGGGGCAGAACUCGAAGGUCUCUGCCGCUCGGCAGCCGCCUACGCUUUGUAUCGCCACAUUGACCUGAACCAGAUCACGAAACCCGUAGACCCCGAUGCGGUCUACGUCGGUAUGGACGACUUUCGUCGAGCGCUGGAAGAAGUACGACCUGCGUUUGGUGUGAGCAUGGACGAGCUCCAACGAUGUCUCGUCGGAGGCUUUAUUGAUUACGGGGCGCGAUUGGAGCGCCUCUUGCAGAGCGGCCGCCUCUUUCGUGAUCAGGUACGACAAGCGGAGCGCUCGCCUCUCAUGACGCUGCUCAUUGAAGGUGCACCUGGCACGGGCAAGACCGCUUUGGCGGCCAAGCUAGCCAUCGAAUCCGACUUUCCCUUUAUUCGCCUCAUUGCGCCGGAACAGUUUGUCGGGUUCAGUGAGCCGGCCAAGGUUGCAGCGAUUGCGAGAACGUUCGAGGAUGCGUAUCGCUCGUCGCUGAGCAUCAUCGUUCUCGAUAACAUUGAGCGGCUCGUGGAGUAUGCACCCAUCGGGCCGCGAUUCAGUAACCUUGUUGUGCAGUCGUUGCUGGUUCUGGUGAAACGAGUCCCGCCUGCGAAUCGACGUUUGUUUGUGGUGGCCACCACGAGCAAUAGCGAGGUACUUGAUGUGCUAGAGCUGCGGUCGGCUUUUCAGGCUAGUCUCCAGACGAGCUGGCUGUUACCAGAGGAAGUCGCAAGUGUGGUGCGCGGUUCUGGGUUCGCAUUCGCUUCCGAGAAAGAGCGCAACAAGGCUAUUGAAGCGCUCUCGGGAAAACGCCUCGGAGUGAAAAAGACGCUCAUGUUGUUGGAAAUGGCCAGAGAGACUACCCUCACGGGCAAAGAUACCGGCGAAUCAGAGGAGAACCUGGUGCGCCUCGAUCGACUGUUGCAGGUUCUGGCGGACGUGACGUGA
Messenger RNA from Cyanidioschyzon merolae strain 10D, 2214 nucleotides. Its product is annotated as N-ethylmaleimide sensitive fusion protein. Gene Ontology annotation, cellular component: Golgi stack. Bases 1 to 2214 code for a protein of 737 amino acids. The record is from RefSeq and is a predicted model, not a curated record. NCBI's taxonomy places the organism in Eukaryota, Rhodophyta, Bangiophyceae, Cyanidiales, Cyanidiaceae. Gene Ontology annotation, biological process: SNARE complex disassembly; Golgi to plasma membrane protein transport; intra-Golgi vesicle-mediated transport. Gene Ontology annotation, molecular function: ATP hydrolysis activity; ATP binding. The transcript has a single exon.